AUGUUUGCAUACAGUGCCCUGAGUCUCCCCAAUGCUCUGCAGUACCUCCUAGCAUCACUGCUGUGGCAGAAGACGCCGCUCGUGGAGUCCCCAUCCCUGCGGUUUGAGCUUCGUCAUGAACAUGGCCUGUCCCAGUCGGCACGCCCUGUAUUCUCUGAUGUUCGGUCUCCUGUCGAACUCGCACCGCAAGAGUACACUUUGAAUACUCGUCCACUGCAAAUUUACAAGCCGACUUUGCACGCCAAUCUUUCGAGUGAUCAGAUUCGUGGGCUUUCUUUCGUCCCAUGGAAUGCAUUAGACACAGAGGGGCCAGAUGUCCGUGACAGGGAGACGCUUCUCAUGCUUGCGAAGAUGGCGAACAACGCAUAUCAAGAGCCAGCAGACAAAGAGUGGUACCAUAUUGGCUCAGACUGGAAUUCUAGCUACCCAUUUGGCUGGGAGCCUAAUGCGGAUGGGUUGCGUGGUCAUAUCUUUGCAACACCAGAUAACUCGACUGUUGUGAUCACGGUCAAAGGCACCGACACUGGAUGGCUCACAGGCGGAGGUGGCCCGACCUUGGACCUACUUGGUCCCCAGUAUGCGAUUGUCAUGAAGGUGGUUACAAGUGUGAUCAAGAAUCUCUAUUACAACGUCUCGUACAUGUAUCCAAGUGCUGACAUAUGGCUUGUCGGCCACUCCCUUGGAGGAUCGCUGGCUUCCCUCAUUGGUGUCACAUUUGGUGCCCCGGUGGUCGCGUUUGAGGCACCUGCAGAGAAGCUCGCCGCACAAAGAUUGCAUUUACCAUCUCCUCCUUCUACUCAACAUGUCACCCACGUGUAUCAUACUGCUGAUCCUAUACCCAUGGGAGUAUGCAAUGGCGUCUCAUCUGCAUGUGCAAUUGGAGGCUACGCCAUGGAAACUCGCUGCCAUUUAGGUAAUAUUAUUCGCUAUGAUACCGUGUCGAAGUUGGGCUGGGGAGUGAGCGUGCGCAAUCACGGUAUCAGAGUGAUUGUCGAUAUGCUCUCAGCCGAGUGGGACAGUGACAACCCCGGUGCCGUUCCUGAUCUGUUUGAAGAAGAGGAUUGUGUAGACUGCUUUAAUUGGGAGUUUGGUCACUUUCGAAACGCUUCUGUUGCCGCUUGUGCUGACAACGUGUAG
Messenger RNA from Fibroporia radiculosa, 1137 nucleotides. RefSeq lists its product as uncharacterized. NCBI's taxonomy places the organism in Eukaryota, Fungi, Basidiomycota, Agaricomycetes, Polyporales, Fibroporiaceae. Gene Ontology annotation, molecular function: glycerophospholipase activity. The transcript is spliced from 8 exons. The record is from RefSeq and is a predicted model, not a curated record. Bases 1 to 1137 code for a protein of 378 amino acids. Gene Ontology annotation, biological process: piecemeal microautophagy of the nucleus; macroautophagy; multivesicular body membrane disassembly.